Molecule: messenger RNA, 862 nt
Organism: Magallana angulata
Lineage: Eukaryota; Metazoa; Mollusca; Bivalvia; Ostreida; Ostreidae
Product: multiple epidermal growth factor-like domains protein 10
Exons: 7
Coding region: 32-862 (276 amino acids)
Molecular function (GO): scavenger receptor activity
Source: RefSeq, a predicted model, not a curated record
AAUUGCUAAAAUAUAUAGAGUGUAGAUAAAAAUGAAAAACAAUAUAAAGUUAACCAUUAUUCCUAUAAUAUGGAUGGGAAUAAUUUUUCAAGAUGGGUGUCUGAGUUUCAUUGUUGCAGAGAAUGCAGACAUGUGUACUUCAGGCUAUAAGUGGAAUCAAACAAUCAGGCAAUGUAUACCCUGUCUUAGCGGAUAUCUUAGUACAAACUGUGAAAUACAAUGUCCGUUUCCAUAUUUUGGACGGAACUGUAUAAAUAAAUGCAAUUGUGGUAUUGAGGACUGCCAUCAUGUAAACGGCUGCAAAAUAAUAUCAGAGCAAACCAAUUAUUCUAAUAUUUUAACAACAACAAACGAAAGACAAAAUCACACACUUUGCCUAGUUAAUCACAAGUGGAGUUCGGCAGAUCAGAAUUGCAUUUCUUGUGAUUCGGGAUAUUUUGGAAUAAACUGCAACACAAAAUGUCCGCCUCUAAGUUAUGGAUUAAAUUGUUUAUCAGAAUGCAAUUGCAGCGAAAACGACUGUCACCAUGUUUAUGGAUGUACUCAAGUUUCUGGAGAUUUUUCCAAAGAGGUAUCAACUAUAAAAUAUGGAUCCGUAAGAUCAACGUUAUCAACUGACAUCGAGACAACAAGAAGUGCUCAUGUUUUCAUGGUGAAUAGAGAGAAUCCAAAUACAGAAGAUAGACAUAAAGAUACUGAUUUUAAAUCGGAAUCUACAACGACAAUAAAGUCAGCGAGGAUAGGUAUAAUUUUACUUUCAAUGGUUUCUGUACUCAUAACACUGUUGAUAAUUAGUACUUUUCUUCCUGAGAAAUAUCAGAUCAUAAAAUUCAAGCAGAAAGAAGUUCUAUGUGAUUUCUAA